Molecule: messenger RNA, 507 nt
Organism: Chenopodium quinoa (quinoa)
Lineage: Eukaryota; Viridiplantae; Streptophyta; Magnoliopsida; Caryophyllales; Amaranthaceae
Exons: 1
Coding region: 1-507 (168 amino acids)
Source: RefSeq, a predicted model, not a curated record
AUGGGCCUGCAGCAAGGGGAGACCGAGAGUCUCCGGGAUUACCUGACUCGUUUCAGCAACGAGUCAUCCAGCGUUUCUCAGCUGGACCAAGGGUUGGCUGUCUUUGCAAUGCAGAAUGGCCUUCAGCCUGGAAAAUUCCUUGACUUCAUGGUCAUGCAUACCCCGCAGACCCUAGAGGAGGCUCUGAACCCUUCGGAUAAAUUUAUCCGAGCUGAGGAGUGUAACAAAACAAAAUCCCAACCCCAAUCCGGGGGUGGGAAGCAAAAACAAUCGUCCAAAAGCCAAGCCAAGAAGGCGAAGGGUAAGGCGAAAGCCUCCGAACAAUCUUCGGCCAACGAGCCGAAGAAGGAAAAAUCUGCUCCCUUCACGGGGAGAUACGAAUCCUACACUCCGCUGGCCCUUCCGCGAGCUAAAAUUUACAGCGUGACGAAGGAAGAGCAGAGUUACAGGAAGCCGAGACCGCUCCCAGAGUUGUAUCAGCGCAAAAAUAAAAAAUCAGUGGUGUGA